AAUGGAUGAAGCAGUUGUGAGGAAAUAGAAGAAAUUGACUGUAGGAAUGGUUAUUGCAGGCAAAUAUAAAUUAUUAGAAAUGAUUGGUGCAGGUUCAUUUGGAAUGGUGUUUAAGUCUUAGUAUUUAAAAAAUGGAGAUUUAGUAGCAGCAAAAUUUGAAAAACGAGACGAUUCCCAAAAAGGAGUCAGUCUUCUUAUUAGAGAAAUUAAGGUUCUGUCUGAAGUUAAUGGAUUGAAAGGUUAGAUUAACUCUUAUGCUAUAAAAAGGUUUUCCCCAAAUCAAGUUCUAUGGAAGGGAUGAAAAUUAUAAUUUCUUUAUGGAAACUUACUUAGGUUUAAAUUUAGAGUAAUUGCUAAGAAAAUGUGGGAACAGAUUCUCUAUUCAUACAACAUUGAGAAUAGGUAUUUAAAUCAUUGAAAGAUUGUAUGUAUCUUGAUUGGUAUAAUUAGGUAAGCGUUUCAUGAGAAGAAUCUCAUUCAUAGGGAUAUUAAACCAGAAAAUUUUACAAUUAGCAGAUAAGAUACUACUUAAAUUAUGGCUAUUGAUUUUGGUUUAGCUAAAUACUAUAGAGACACAGCAGGCAAACAUAUUCCAUUUGUAAAUAACAAGGGUUUGAUUGGAACAGCCAGAUAUGCAAGCAUUAAUGCUUAAUUAGGUUUGUUUCUUAUAUGAUAAGGCAACGAGUAGAGUAGAAGAGAUGAUAUUGAAGCCAUUGCAUACGUUCUUAUAUAUUUUCAUCUUGGAGAAUUACCUUGGUAAAAUAUUCAAGUUGCUUCUAAGGAAGAAAAAUACAAAUAAAUUUUAAUACUCAAAUAAAAUAAUGAAUUGGAUAAAUACAGUGAUAAAAUUCCUUAAGUAAAAUAUCCUUUAUUCUUAGUGUUUAAUGAAGAUGCUUAAAAUUGCAAAGUCUUAUGAAUUUAGUCAAACUCCUGAUUACAUGGGCUUGACUAAAUUAUUAUAAGAUGAAUUAACUAUUGAUGCAAAAAUGGAUUGGGAAUCUUUAUUAGAAACCACUAAUGAUAAAAUGAGUGUAUCUAUUGAUAUGAUUGAAAAUGAUAAUUAGUUUGAUGAGAUGCAGGAUGAUAAAUAAUAAUAAGAAGUUUUAAAUUCCAUGAAAAAAAUAGCUUAACAAGAAACUAAAUUUAUUAAUGGUAGAUUAAAUAAUAGUCGAAAUCAUAUAAUGUAUUUAGAAGUUCCAAAGAAUAGCAUUGUUUUAAAUGAUGCUUAGAGCCCUGCUGGAACUAUUAAAUCAUUUAACACUUCCAAGGUUAAUCAUUAUUGUGGAAGUCACAUCAAUUUCAACACAUAAAAAUAAUUUAGCGAUUUAAGAGUUAAGUCAUGUGAAAACUUUUAAUAUAAUGAUGAAGAUAAUUAUGAGGCAGAUUCUGACGAUUAGCCUUGUAUACUAUUUCAAAAUUUAGUUGUUGGUCGUUCUUCUUCCAAAAUGUGA
Molecule: messenger RNA, 1451 nt
Organism: Paramecium sonneborni
Lineage: Eukaryota; Ciliophora; Oligohymenophorea; Peniculida; Parameciidae
Source: the annotation of a GenBank genome assembly